This is a messenger RNA of Thyridium curvatum, 570 nucleotides long. RefSeq lists its product as uncharacterized. Lineage: Eukaryota; Fungi; Ascomycota; Sordariomycetes; Thyridiales; Thyridiaceae. Bases 1 to 570 code for a protein of 189 amino acids. The record is from RefSeq and is a predicted model, not a curated record. The transcript has 3 exons. Gene Ontology annotation, biological process: protein targeting to ER. Gene Ontology annotation, cellular component: endoplasmic reticulum; mitochondrion.
AUGAAUCCCCAAGUCACCAACCUCGUCAUCAUCCUCGGCAUGAUGCAGGUCGCCAAGAAGGUACCCUUCGACGAUCCCAACGUUCUCAACAUGUGCCGUGGUGCCUAUGUCCUGAGCAACGUGAUCAUCCUGUGCAUCUACUGGUACAUCAACUCGGUCAUUGACCGCAAGAAGGAUCUCACCACGCUCAAGUACGUCGAGCCCGCCCCGAUGGGGUCGACCGAGGAGGGCAAGCUGGUCACGACUACUGUCCACGCCUACGACAAGUCCCAGCUCAAGACCAUGCUGCGCGGGCAGAUGAUGGGUGUUGCCAUGAUGGCCUUCAUGCACCUGUACCUCAAGUACACCAACCCGCUGCUCAUCCAGUCCAUCAUCCCCCUGAAGGGUGCCUUCGAGGCCAACCUCACCAAGAUCCACGUCUUUGGCCAGCCCGCCACCGGCGACCUCAAGCGGCCAUUCAAGGCCGCUGCCGGUUUCAUGAACGCGCUCCAGAACGGACAAGUGCAGAGCGACAAGAAGGCUGUCGAGGCCGCCGAGCGCGCCGGCCGUGGUGGUGUCAAGGAGGAGUAA